Messenger RNA from Lachancea nothofagi CBS 11611, 1752 nucleotides. The record is from the annotation of a GenBank genome assembly. NCBI's taxonomy places the organism in Eukaryota, Fungi, Ascomycota, Saccharomycetes, Saccharomycetales, Saccharomycetaceae.
AUGUUCUGGUUAGUAUUUCUCUCCGCCACAGUGGCUACUGCUUUCUGUUCUUUCGUGUUUGUUAACAGAUACCUGUCGUUCAAACGCCAUAAAAACACGCUUCCGUUUGCUUUGGCUACGUUGCUAAUUAAUAUGUGGAUUCUGCUAUCUAUUACCUACCUAUUGCCUCUUGACGUAUUCUACGCGGCUAGAGCUUCUUCAAUUGAUCUACCGGGCUCCGGAAAUGGCUCUGAGGCCCUUCAGCAACCGAAAUUCAAGAAACCUCGAGAUUUGACAUCAUUACAGAAUGGUGCUGAAACCCAAGAUCCAAUGCCUAAUGUGGCUUUCUUGUGGUACUCUAUUUAUUGGGUCGAGUUUGUGAUUUGCUGGUUUGUUUUGCCCGUUUUAAUUUCGUAUCUGGACCUAAAAUAUCUCGUUCCCAGAUUCCAAGGCGCCUCACAACGUAGCACGAUCCUUCAGCGUGUGCGAAAAGCCAUUUUGACGAAUAUCAAGUUCUAUGCGCUCUGUGCUGUGGGACUGGCCGUUGGAAUUUUUUAUUUGGAGUUUGGUGCCAAGCGCGGACUUGCAGAUUUAAAACCCCUCAUUAUCUCGCUUUCGCAUCUUUAUUCGCUUUCUUACACAUUGAUUUUGCUUUCUAUGGGCUUGGUUUUACUCCCGAAGGCAAUUCUGUUUGAGAAUGAUGACGAAAACAAGCUGUUUGUAGAGCUCAGUAAGAGUAGCGAUGAGUCCAAUGAUGCAAAACUCGCUAUGACUGAGUACGCAGGCAAGAUUUUAGCGACCCCAGAAGUCACAAACGGUGAUGUGGCACUCAACCAAGCUAUCAACGAAUGCAAAUUGGAGGUACAGUCUUUAGUCAAUGAAACACAAAUUCAUCUGCCAACGUCAACUCGCAGCGAACAAGCAUCUCCUAACUUGAGCAAGAUAAACCAGCGUUUCAAUGCUUUCAAGACGGAGUACUACAAUUAUCUGUAUUACCAAGCUAAAUCCGACGUUAUCAUCCACACCUUGGCAGGAUCGCAGGUCCAUCCAGUAUCGUGGACCAAGAAGAUCGGAAAGUGGGUCUCCGGAAUUGUGUGCCUCUCCCUUUCUAUUCUAGUGGUGUUCCUAGAAAUAACACCUUCUCGCUUCGGGCAUGGGAAACUAUUUGAAGGGAAAAGCUGGAUGAACUUCCUGUUGGAAAUCUCUUUGCUGGUUUACGUCACAUUGGUGUCUUUGUAUGCAAUGAGCUGUUUCAAGUUUGCGAAUUUACACUUGAUACCCAAUGGUCAGAGCAGCCCUCAAAACGCGUUGUAUUACUCAUUGUACUCCAGCAGACUAUUGCUUCCACUUUGCUUCAAUUUUAUUACGCUCAUGCCUCAUGGUAAUGGAACACAGGAGUGCAGUUUUGAGAAAGUACUGUAUCGGGAUCUGAAGUUAAUUCCGCUCGUGGAUAUCUUGAAUCGAUACUUACCGGUGGUCUUCAUCAUUGUCGUGCCCCUGGGCUACUUUUUCGAUUUAAAAAACAAAGUACUUGUCAGAGUGCUAGGCAAAGAAUACUGCUACGAACUCUUUGGCAUAUUAACGGAUCCUGCUUCUCCUCGGACAGGUCUCGCACCGGCGACUCAAGAAACAUCGCAAGCAAUUAGCAGGUCGCGCUUAGACGAGGACUACGAAUAUUCUUUGCAAGACGGAAGAUAUCUGUUCCAGAGAGCUACCAAUAACCACCACAUGGUAGAUAACAACACCGUAUCUGGACAGCAGGCUUACGUUUAG